Choloepus didactylus (southern two-toed sloth) is the source of this 1646-nucleotide messenger RNA. It is a transcript of the gene ZFTRAF1, whose product is annotated as cysteine and histidine rich 1. Gene Ontology annotation, cellular component: nucleus. The record is from RefSeq and is a predicted model, not a curated record. Gene Ontology annotation, molecular function: zinc ion binding. Lineage: Eukaryota; Metazoa; Chordata; Mammalia; Pilosa; Megalonychidae.
AUGUCCGGCGCCGAGGAGGCCGGGGGCGGCCCGGCCGCGGGGCCCGCCGGCGCCGUGCCGGCCGGAGUCGGGGUGGAGCCGGGCCCGGGGCGGCCGCGGGGCCGGGCGGCGGCGGCCGGCGAGGCGGCGGGGCCCGGGCUCCCCGACGAGGCGGGCCUGGCCGGCGCCCGGCAGCUGCAGGAGGCGGCCGGCGACCCCGACGCGCCGCCCAAGAAGCGGCUGCGGGCGGCCGAGGCGGCCGAGGCGGCGGCGGCGGCGGCGGCGGCGGGCAGCGGGAAGCUGGAGGAGCGGCUCUACUCGGUGCUGUGCUGCACCGUCUGCCUGGACCUGCCCAAGGCCUCCGUGUACCAGUGCACUAACGGUCACUUGAUGUGCGCUGGCUGUUUUAUCCACCUACUAGCAGAUGCCCGGCUGAAGGAGGAGCAGGCCACGUGCCCCAACUGCCGCUGCGAGAUCAGCAAGAGCCUCUGCUGCCGGAACCUGGCCGUGGAGAAAGCCGUGAGCGAGCUGCCGUCUGAGUGUGGCUUCUGCCUGCGCCAGUUUCCCCGCUCCCUCCUGGAGAGGCACCAGAAAGAGGAGUGCCAGGACAGGGUGACCCAGUGCAAGUACAAGCGCAUUGGCUGCCCAUGGCACGGCCCCUUCCACGAGCUGACAGUGCACGAGGCUGCGUGCGCCCACCCCACCAAGACAGGCAACGAGCUGAUGGAGAUCCUAGACGAGAUGGACCAAGGCCGCCGCAAGGAGAUGCAGCUCUACAAUAGCAUCUUCAGCCUGCUCAGCUUUGAGAAGAUCGGCUAUACCGAGGUCCAGUUCCGGCCGUACCGCACAGACGACUUCAUCACGCGGCUCUACUACGAGACGCCCCGGUUCACGGUGCUGAGCCAGACCUGGGUCCUGAAGGCGCGGGUGAACGACUCAGAGCGGAACCCCAGCCUGUCGUGCAAGCGCACGCUCUCCUUCCAGCUGAUCCUCAAGAGCAAGGUCAACGCGCCCCUCGAGUGCUCUUUCCUGCUGCUCAAGGGCCCUUACGACGACGUAAAGAUCAACCCCGUCAUCUACCACUUUGUCUUCACCAACGAGAGCAACGAGACCGACUACGUACCGCUGCCCAUCAUCGACUCGGUGGAGUGCAACAAGCUGCUGGCCGCCAAGAACAUCAACCUGCGGCUCUUCCUGUUCCAGAUCCAAAAGUAGGACGGCCGUGCUGGAGGACGCCCCGGGCAGGCGGAGGCCGCCUCGCUGCGCUGACCACACCUGGUGUAGGUGGCUGGCCACAGCCGCGAUUUCACAAUGUUACCUGAGCAUUUUAGCAAAAGGAGGAAAACAAAACCAAGACCGAUUGAAAAAGUCUGCAUGUGUGUGUGACGGUGCAAGGUCGGGCCUCCCGGCUCCCGUCCUCCCCGCACGCCUCCCCUUGGCCUGGGGGCUGGAGCCGGGCCCGCCCGCCAAGGAGACCGCCCCUAACACCCCUGCCCCGCGGCGCCCAGGGGCUGGUGGGCAGAGGGCAUGGCCGUCCCUGCACCCCGGCGGCACAGUGAGGCAGCUGGUGACAUCCGACUGCACGCCCACUUCUGCAUAGGGCUCGGGUUUCUGCUGACAGACUUCAGACGGCUGUGCGAUUGCAAUUAAAAAGGCACCCUUGUUUC